AUGGAAAAUGCAUCCAUUAUUACAGUGUUUACUCUUUCUGGGUUGAAUCAGACAAUGCACUAUAGAGGCGUACUCUUCUCUUUCACUUUAUUGUGUUACUUUGUGAUUGUUCUGUUAAAUGUUGGUCUCAUUUUAACUAUCAUCUUGGAUGAGAAUCUCCAUGAACCUAUGUACAUUUUUUUGUGUAAUAUCUGCAUCAGUGGACUUUAUGGUGCUACGGGAUUCUACCCCAAGUUCCUUCUAGAUCUGCUGUCUGGUGCUCAUGUCAUCUCUUAUGCAGGAUGUCUAUUUCAGGCUUUUGUAAUAUAUUCUUCAGUAUGCUGUGACUUUUCUAUUCUAGCAGUGAUGGCUUAUGACAGGUAUGUGGCAAUCUGUAGACCACUGCAGUAUCACUCUGUUAUGACCAGGCGGAGGGUCUGCCUUUUAAUAGUUUUGUCAUGGUUGAGUCCUUAUAUCUGCAUGUCCGUUUUAGUGGGAUUAACAUCCAGACUUCAACUAUGUGGUUCUCAGAUACAGAAACUUUACUGUGAGAACUGGUCUGUAGUUAAACUCGCUUGCUCUUCCACAAUUACAAACAACAUUGUUGGAUAUAUUGUCAUAUUUUUCUUUUUUGGGCAUGUCAUUUUUAUUGUGUGUUCAUAUGUAUAUUUGAUCAGGUCAUGUUUGAAGUCCAUAGAGAGCAGGGGUAGGUUCAUGCAGACAUGCAUGCCACAUUUACUGUCAUUACUAAAUGUAACAGUUGCUUUGUUUUUUGAUGUAUUGUACACCCGAUAUGGCUCAAGAGAUUUACCACAAAGUCUUCAGAACUUUUUGGCCUUACAGUUUCUGAUAGUUCCUCAGAUUCUUAACCCCCUCAUUUAUGGCCUUAAACUGAGUAAAGUGAGAAAGAGAAUACUGAGUUAUUGUGAGAAAUUCUAA
Molecule: messenger RNA, 918 nt
Organism: Osmerus eperlanus (European smelt)
Lineage: Eukaryota; Metazoa; Chordata; Actinopteri; Osmeriformes; Osmeridae
Product: olfactory receptor 1D2-like
Exons: 1
Coding region: 1-918 (305 amino acids)
Biological process (GO): G protein-coupled receptor signaling pathway; detection of chemical stimulus involved in sensory perception of smell
Cellular component (GO): membrane
Molecular function (GO): odorant binding; G protein-coupled receptor activity; olfactory receptor activity
Source: RefSeq, a predicted model, not a curated record